This is a messenger RNA of Zingiber officinale, 2093 nucleotides long. Its product is annotated as pyruvate decarboxylase 2-like. The coding region runs from base 51 to 1877 and encodes 608 amino acids. The transcript has 6 exons. NCBI's taxonomy places the organism in Eukaryota, Viridiplantae, Streptophyta, Magnoliopsida, Zingiberales, Zingiberaceae. Gene Ontology annotation, molecular function: thiamine pyrophosphate binding; magnesium ion binding; carboxy-lyase activity. The record is from RefSeq and is a predicted model, not a curated record.
CUUGAACAACCAACUUUAAACUGGUCGAAUCAGUGACCCGCUCGGCGGCGAUGAGUACGGCUAUCGGAUCGGUGGAUGCAGCACAGGAAGAGACGGCGAACGGCGGCGUCGGAUGCCCGCCUUCGGCGCCGAGCUGCCCCAUCGCGCCUGGGUCUCCGGCCUCGUCGGCUGCGACCGAGGAGGCCAGUACUCUUGGGCGCCACAUCGCCCGCCGGCUCGUCCAGAUCGGCGUUCACGACGUCUUUUCCGUGCCCGGAGAUUUCAACCUCGCCCUCCUAGACCACCUCAUCUCUGAGCCGGAGCUCACCCUUGUGGGAUGCUGCAACGAGCUCAACGCCGGGUACGCCGCGGACGGCUACGCCCGAGCACGCGGCGUCGGUGCAUGCGUCGUGACUUUCACUGUCGGUGGGCUUAGCGUGAUCAACGCCAUUGCGGGCGCGUAUAGCGAGAAUCUUCCCGUCAUCUGCCUCGUCGGCGGCCCUAACUCCAACGACUACGGCACCAAUCGGAUCAUCCACCACACCAUCGGCCUUCCCGACUUCUCCCAGGAACUCCGAUGCUUCCAAACCGUCACCUGCUUCCAGGCAGUGGUCAACAACCUCGAGGACGCUCACGAGCUCGUUGAUACCGCGAUUUCCACCGCGCUUAAGGAGAGCAAGCCCGUUUACAUCAGCAUCAGUUGCAAUCUUCCCGGAAUAGCUCAUCCCACCUUCAGCCGCGAGCCGGUCCCGUUCUUCCUUGUCCCUAAAGUGAGCAACCAAAUGGGAUUGGAAGUCGCAGUAGAGGCCGUGGCGAACUUCUUGAACAAGGCCGUGAAGCCUGUUUUGGUUGCCGGCCCCAAAAUCCGAGUCGCCAAGGCUGGGAAGGCCUUCAUGGAGCUCGUCGACGCCUGUGGCUACCCCUAUGCCGUGAUGCCGUCGGCUAAAGGCCUUAUUCCAGAGACCCAUCACAGGUUCAUCGGCACGUACUGGGGCCCGGUGAGCACCUCCUUCUGCGCUGAGAUCGUAGAGUCGGCGGAUGCCUACCUCUUCGCUGGCCCCAUCUUCAACGACUACAGCUCUGUCGGCUACUCUCUCCUCCUUAAGGAGGAGAAAUCCAUCAUCAUCCAACCAGAGCGGGUGGUGGUCGGAAAUGGCCCAGCGUUCGGCUGCAUUCUCAUGAAAGAUUUUCUCCAGGCGCUCGCCAAAAGGCUUAUCAAGAACACGACAGCAUACGAGAACUAUCGGAGGAUCUAUGUGCCAGAAGGGCAGCCGCUGGAGUUGCAACCCAAUGAGCCCCUGAGGGUCAAUGUGCUCUUCAAGCACAUCCAGAAAAUGCUCUCAUCGAAUACUUCGGUGAUUGCAGAGACUGGGGAUUCGUGGUUCAACUGCCAGAAGCUGAGACUGCCAGAGGCCUGUGGGUAUGAGUUUCAAAUGCAGUAUGGCUCUAUUGGUUGGUCGGUAGGAGCCACACUGGGGUAUGCCCAGGCUGCGAAGGAUAAGCGUGUCAUAGCUUGUAUUGGUGACGGAAGCUUUCAGGUGACAGCGCAGGAUGUGUCGACAAUGAUAAGAUACAGCCAGAACAACAUCAUCUUCCUUAUAAACAAUGGAGGGUACACUAUCGAAGUCGAGAUCCACGAUGGCCCUUACAAUGUCAUCAAGAACUGGAACUACACUGCCCUGGUGGAUGCCAUCCACAAUGGCGAGGGCAAUUGCUGGACUGCAAAGGUGGUGCACGAGGAGGAACUGAAGGAGGCAAUUCAGACAGCAACAGGACCCAAGAAGGAUUGCCUGUGCUUCAUAGAGGUGAUUGUGCACAAGGAUGAUACCAGCAAGGAGUUGCUUGAAUGGGGAUCCAGGGUCUCAGCAACCAACAGCAGGCCGCCGAACCCUCAGUGAGGCCUAGUCGCUAUAUGUGAAAUAGGCUGAAUAAAUUGGGACUAUUGCAGUCCCUUUGUGUUCUUCGCUUUCAUAUCCUCUUAGCAAAAUGACUUUCAUUUGGAGUUGAGGAUGAAGUGGAGUGAGAUUCGUAUAACUUACUGAACUGUUCUGUUGUUUAUAUGAAUUGCGGUGAUAGGAAUGAAAUUAUCAACAAACAGUAAAUUGGUGAAGCUA